Eremothecium cymbalariae DBVPG#7215 is the source of this 2565-nucleotide messenger RNA. It is a transcript of the gene SPC110, whose product is annotated as Spc110p. The record is from RefSeq and is a predicted model, not a curated record. The coding region runs from base 1 to 2565 and encodes 854 amino acids. NCBI's taxonomy places the organism in Eukaryota, Fungi, Ascomycota, Saccharomycetes, Saccharomycetales, Saccharomycetaceae. The transcript has a single exon.
AUGUUUGCGACGUUGGGGACACCAGCUGAACAUCAGCGUAAAACCUACGAGUUCACUCCUAUAGGUCAUAUACAGGAGAAGGAGAACAUGGAUGCGCAGAAGUUGCGUCCAAUGAAAAGAUCUACUAAUGAAGAAGAUGAAGAUAUUAGCUUUGACGGCACUAAUUUUAAAAAAUCACGCGUGAUUGAUGAUACAAUGACCUCACAGAGAUUGUUUAAUGAUACGUCUUUUGAUGACACGCUUCCUGAGCAAACAAUCAAUGCUAUGACUAGCAUCAAAAAGAAUUUAGUACCCGAGCUGCUUGGUAGCGAUACUAGGGAGAAGGCCGAUUUGGCGUCCAAUCCGUUAAAAGAACAGCAAAAUGCUUUGCAGAAGCUUAAUAUGGAGAAUUAUAGCUUGAGGGUUAAAUGUAACAGUUUGCUAAAGUUUUUGAAUAAUGUGACUGAUGACGGGCAAUUGAGGAAGAGUCUUGAAAUUCUUGAUGAGUUGCAAGAAUGGAAGACAAAGCAUCAUGAGUUGCUCGAGAGAUUUAAGGAUUUGCAAGUCAGAUUUGAUGGAUUAGAGCAAAAGGAUACUGAGAAUGCUAAAGUGGCUGAGCCAGUUGACCAUUCUUAUUGUGAUUCGAUGCGCAAAGAGUUGGAGGCUGCAUUAGCGGAUACUAACCAGCAGAUCCUUACUCUAACUGAGACGAUUAAGAAUUUGGAAGCGAAAUUAAAAGCAACCAGCAAAGACUAUGAAGCAAGAGAAGAGCAGUACAAGAUGAAUAUUGAUGUUUUAAAGAGCGAAAUAAAUCAGUUGAACAGCUCAUUUAUAUCAAAACAAGAAGCCUUGGCACAGGCCGAAGAGAAAGUUAAUCGUUUACGUAACCAAUUGCAGGAAUUUGAUCAUAAUAGUGGCAGCCUCUUGGAGUUAGAAAAAAAGAUUGAUGAGAAAAACCAAGGCAUUAGAAACUUGGAAUCGAAAUUACAAGAGCUAAACCACCAACGACAGAAUUUAGAAAGGCAGCUGCAAACCUCUGAUGGGGUGGUCAAUUCCCUCAAAAAUGAGUAUGAGAAAUACAAGAAUGAUACGGAAAACAAAUUGAAUUCUUACCAGAAAUCUGCAUCUGCUGAUGAGAACAAGCUAAGAGAAAAGAUGGAGAUUUUGGAAAAGGAUAAUAGCAAACUAAGCAAAAUGAAAGAUUCUCUAGAACAAAACAACAGAGAGUUUGAUGUUAAAUUAAAGAAAGCCGAAAAACAGAUUCAGACACUAGAGCGGGAAAGGGAGCGUAUACUAAGUGAGCAGCAAGAUGCUAUUCACGAUCUAAGGUUGGAACAUCAGAAGCGUGUUCAAUCUCUCCAUAAAGAAGUAAGUAACUUACGUGAGAUGAACAGCAAAUUGGAAGGGGACAACCAAAGUUAUAAAAAACGUUUCGAACAACUCGUAAAACCAUCACCUCACAGAAAAAGUACCGAAGAUGAACUGAUUAGAAAGAACAGAGAAAUCGGAACACUAAAAGCUACACUAAGGGAUUUGGAAGAUAAGAUUAAAUACGUCGAGCAUGAGCUUGAAUCUGUGCACUCUAAAUACCGGAGAGAAAAAGCUCUUCUUGAGGCAAAACUAGCCCAAGCAGACAGGGAAAAACCACUUGAAAGUAAUCUAUUAGAAAAGGAGAUCUCAAUUUUAAAACUUGAACUUAAUUCUAUCCAAGAUACCAAGGAAAGGGAAAUUGCUUUAUGGGAAAACAAGUACGAAUCAUUGAAACAGACUUAUGAAAAUAUGUUAAAGCAGGAUAGGAACAACGACUUUAAUAAUAUCUUGGAACAGAGGCGGGAAGAAUUGAAAUCAUUGAUGAGGCGCUAUAAUGACUUAACAACAGAAAACCUCUCUUUGACUAAGGAACUUAACAAGCAAAAGUCUCACAAGGAAUCUUACAAAGAAGACUUGAAAAAAGUCCAGUCACGGCUAGACUUCAUUACAAAAGAGUUUGUUAAAAUCAAAGAAGCUAACCCUGAUGGAAAAGAAUUGGAUGGUGUUAAUAGUAAAUGGACUGAAAAAUAUCAGAGUAUGAAGACUAAAAUGCUUAACGAAUUGAAGUCCUUACAAGACGAAAAUUUGGAAUUGGAAAGAAAAUUCUUGAACCUCCAGAAGCAGCAGCAACAACCAAUUGGCUCAACUCCAAUGUUCCAGCACGUGAAUGACUCUAACCUUCAAGAUAAGCUUGAUUAUUACAGGCUAAAAUAUCAUGAAGAAGUUAGAAGAAACAAUGACUUUAAGGUUAUAAAUGAGUAUCUAAACCGUGUCUUAAAAGCGAGUUCACACCAUGUAAAGCUUGAUAUCAUUAAGCUAGAAAACGAGGUAUCCCCAUUAAACUCAAGCGUGACAUAUCUAAACGAUCAGCCUUAUGAGUACGAAAACCCAUACUAUACGAAAGGGGGUAGAUCCCUUAAGUUUAAGACUGUAGCUUUGAUGGUACUUUCCUGCGUUAGAAUGCACCAAGCAGCCUUAAAACGCAGAUGGGAUCAGCAAAGAACACACUACUUACAAAGGAAGAUUACAUUUGGGGAAGAUAGAAUUACUUGGUAG